Molecule: messenger RNA, 384 nt
Organism: Eruca vesicaria subsp. sativa (arugula)
Lineage: Eukaryota; Viridiplantae; Streptophyta; Magnoliopsida; Brassicales; Brassicaceae
Source: the annotation of a GenBank genome assembly
AUGGUUCCUCUUAAGGAGGCCGUGGGAAAUGAAGAGCUUCAGGACGAGCUGGAGCAAGAGGAUGGAGCUGAAUCAUCCAACCGAGGAGCUGGAAACCUAACUGAUAGAGCUGUGGAAGCUGAUCAGGCUGAGGUGAACCAGGUUCGGAAGGCAGCUGAACCGUCCAUGAGGGAGGUCCUAGAUGCGGUUGUGCAGAUGGGAACUCAGAUGCUAGCUCUCACCCAAGCGUUCACACCACUGGUGAACUCAUCCGUGGGCCAAGUGAAUCCAGGCCGACCAGCUGAACGGACAGCUGAGCUACGAGCUGGAAGGCCUACUGAUUUGCGAGCUGCAGCUGCUAUUGGAGCUGGAGCUAGAGCUAGAGCUGGACCGGCUAAUACUUAG